Messenger RNA from Cuscuta epithymum, 1257 nucleotides. Lineage: Eukaryota; Viridiplantae; Streptophyta; Magnoliopsida; Solanales; Convolvulaceae. The record is from the annotation of a GenBank genome assembly.
CGCACCAUUACCUCCCCUUCUCCAUCGAUCAUUUUCUUCUCCCCUUCAAAUCACAUCCUUCAACUUCUUCUCUGCAAAUCAGAUUAAUGAUGCCAGAGCUGUGACGGUGAUGGUGAUGCUCAAAGGUGAAAUGGUGGCCCUAAAAUUGACACUUGCGGCGUAGAUUGGGCGGCUGUGACGGGCUGGGAACGGUGGUGGCCGGCAGCAGCCGAUAGCGACUGAGGUUCGGCGAUGAUGGAUGGUGAUGCCGGUGUGGGGGAGGUGGAGGCGAGCAGCAUUACAGAUGAUAGUGACACAGGGCACCAGGGAGGGUAGCUGGAGAUCUACGCAAAUAUUACUUGGACUCUUCAUUCUUCAAUGUUUGUUCAAUUUUAAGUGCAGCACCGGCUAUGUGAUAUAUAAGAAGGUCAAGAUACGUCAUACACUACUGUUAAAGGUGAUGGUUGACCACAUAGCAAGGGCUGUAUCAAAUAUGUACAAAUCCCUGGCAGUAGCUUAGACACCAUUCAGUGUCUUCCCUAACAUCAACAGAUAUUUUGAUUUACACACUGGAAUUCUUAUUACCAUUUGAUAAUGUACUCCGUAUCACUUAAUUGGCUUAUUGUGACAAAUUAUCCCUUAUUCUGUUGUAAAGCUGUUUCGUGGGAGGAAGAAGGGCUCCACUAUAGAAGAGCCAUGGAUCUCGUAUUGUGCUCAGUUUAUGCUAAAGAGAGCUUCAGAACAGAGAGGUAGCCUAGCGUCCUUUAGCAAGAAUCUUUAUCCAUCUGGUGCAAUGGAGCUUUUGGGUCAUUUGGCCAGACUUUAUUCCGCCCUUCACAGAAGUUUGCUUUACUUUUAUGGCAUUGUUUCCUACGCCUUAAUCAUGAGGGGGCAGGGUGCGUUUUUAUAUCUGGAAGAAGUACUUGGACGAAGUGAGCAAGAAGAGAAUGAGACAUAUGGGGGAAGUGGUCGUUCAGGAAGCUGCAAAGCAUCAUCUAUUAAGGAGUUAGAGACCCUGAUUUUAACUCUGUGAAGUGAUUUACAGUGUUGAAAUGGUUGUGCAGAAUGAAGCAAAAUCCAAGCCAUACUAGCUGGAAGACAAUGUGUCAUGUGUUGUAAUAUUUUUGUUCCUACUAUUAUACUAUUAUUUUAUACUUUAAUAUAUAAAGUAUAUAUUAAGUAGAUGUAGAAUGUAUGUAUUAAGUGGAUAUAAUAAUUGUAUAAGAAUUAAAUAUUAGAGUAUAAUGGAGAAUUGGAGAUUGGAAAAUAAGAAAAUAA